This is a messenger RNA of Cladophialophora carrionii CBS 160.54, 1443 nucleotides long. RefSeq lists its product as uncharacterized. Lineage: Eukaryota; Fungi; Ascomycota; Eurotiomycetes; Chaetothyriales; Herpotrichiellaceae. Bases 1 to 1443 code for a protein of 480 amino acids. Gene Ontology annotation, biological process: carbohydrate metabolic process. The record is from RefSeq and is a predicted model, not a curated record. Gene Ontology annotation, molecular function: polygalacturonase activity. The transcript has a single exon.
AUGCCCAGCAACAAAUUUACAGUGCUCUGUGGGCUCGCCUUCGUACCGAUUGCACUUGCUCAGGGUCCACAGUCUGAUCUCAAUUCAACAAUCUAUUUCCCCCAAUCUACAACCACAUCGGUAUAUUCAUCUCAGACAACACUACCUUAUCACAAGAAUGCUUCCUACCCUUACCUCGGGCAGGCACCGAAUGAGGCCGCCUUUCCCCGGUCACCAUCUCCCAGUGGUCCAAGAUGCAUUGUAACACCGCUUGGCUGGGGACAGGACGACUCGUCCCAGAUUCUGGCUGCUGUCGCAGAAUGUGGCGUCAACGGGACCAUUACCCUGCCUGCUCCAUACGUCUACACAAUCUCCCGGCGAAUGUACAUGAAGCUACAAAACGCCCGGUUGGAGAUCUUCGGCACUCUCUCAUUCACACCUGACUUGACUUACUGGAUUGACAACUCUUUCCGCGUCGAAUUUCAGAAUCAGUCGACAGGCUGGAUCGUCGAGGGUCACAACUUCGAGAUCGAUGGAGGAGGAUGGAUGCAAGGUGGUGUCGAUGGUAACGGCCAGGCUUGGAUGACACAUGCAGCCGGCCAUAGCAACCAAUUCGGCCGCCCGAUUGUGCUGUCCAUCUUCAAUUCCUCUAAUGUCAUCGUGACCAACUUCUCCAUACGGCAGCCGAUGUUUUGGAGUUUUUGGAUCCAAGACUCCUACAACGUCGAAAUCAGCAAGGUAUACAUCAACGGAACCAAUACCGAUCCCUACGGCAACUCCUCCAACUACGAGACGAACAUUGAUGGUCUCGAUACUCUGCGCGUGGACCAUAUUCUGAUCAAGGAUUGGCAAUUCCACGGCGGGGACGACUGCCUGGCACCUAAAGGUAAUACGACAAACAUGGUCAUCAGUAACAUGACUUGUGUUGGGGGCGGCAUCGCCUUCGGGUCGAUCGGGCAGUACGUCGAUUCGCCGGACUAUAUUUUCAAUGUGACAGCGACCGACAUCUCGGUCUCCCAAGACAUCAACCCACGAACAGGGGGAGCUUCGGUCUCAGGUGGAGCUUACUUCAAAUCUUGGGUCGGCAAAGAAGAAGGCGAACCUCCGCAAGGCGGUGGCGGUGGUACCGGACGAGUGUCGAAUGUGACUUUCACGGGCUUGACCACUCACAAUACUAGUCAAGCCGUCUACAUCAACAAGUGCUACUUCAAGGUGCCUGACCAGGCCAACUAUUGUGACACGAGUACGUUGGAAUUCGAAAAUCUGCGCUUCUCUGACGUUUCCGGGACCGUCAGCGGAAAGGUUGGCGUAGCACUCAAUUGUUCCGCGGCAGCUCCUUGUUCGAACAUGGUCUUUACGGACAUCCAUCUGACCAAUGCUGCUACCAACGCACCUGCUAACGCGACCUGUGUGAAUGCGAGGAAUGUCACAGGUAUAACAUGUAACAGCACGUUGGUGCGAUGA